ACAAUUCAUUAAACUUAAUGUCGGAUUGCUGAUUUUUUUUUUCCUUCUUCUUUUUUUGCUUAACUUUGCAUUACACCCAGUAUAAUAACUUCUGUUAGUUCACUGUGUUACGAACUAACCUUACAUUACCAUGUGACCAACAAAUUUGAUUGUAUGAUACACCAGGAUAUUUUGGCGGCUUGUGUUUUAAAAAUUCACUCUAACACAGUGCAGUGUUUUGAUUAUUCUUUUACGACAUGUUUGCUCAAGUCAUUAAAGAGUCAGGAAAGAUUUCAUUCCCUUGUGUGGAUUUUAAAUCACAGAUUUGAAACGACUCAAAUGUUCUUGCUUUGAAUUGUUAUUUGCACAAAGGAUGCAGAAAUGGACACCUACAUUUCAAAGAUUAAAACAGGAGACUUUUUAUUCGAAUUAGGACAAAAUCAUUUUUUGUUCUUGAUGCAUGAUUAACGUUCAGCCUGGAAACUUAGAAGGUUCAGUGAUUGGGAUGAAAAAUGUUACAUGCCGGAGUAUUUUAUCUCUUAUUAAGUGCUAACGAAUAUAGGAGUUCAACAAAAAAUGCACAUCUUAAUUCAAUCAAAACAUGUGAUUGCUCCAGAGUAGAAAUGGAUGCAAGAGAUUUCUUGUGGGGUUUUUUCUUCACAUCUAUAAGAAGUGAUAUGUGUGCUCAAAAUUGCAGUUAGAAUUAACAAACAGAAAUUUCAUGGGAAUAAUGUGAGACAGUGCAUGACAUGUGAUAAUCAUGGAAAAUUCCAAUAGCUAUUUUAAGACAAUUCUACGAGGACCGACCUUGACCCGAAGCAUGGACCUGCUGGGUCGCAAACGAUCAAUGGGGAACUCCAGUAGAAAGUCGAUCUCUGGACUGGUCCCCGCCCCGCCCGAUGAGCCCCGCCCAGAAGACCCCCCUAAGGGCCCCACCAGCCGCAGCAGUUGCCCCCAGUUUGUGCCCUACUCUGACGACGAUGAUGACGGUCAGGACGAGGAUGAGGAGGAGGAGUUUUUCGACGCCAGCGACAGUCUCCCCCCUUCUACUCAGCCUGCUGUGCCAGCUCCAGCCAUGAUUGAUGCUAGCAUUGUUGCCAGGCUUGUGAAGGAGGUGGAGGAGCUGCUUAACCAUGUGACCAAUGAGAACUUUGAGGCUGCAGUGGACACUGCUAGAGUACUACAACAGGCCAAUCUAGGGAACCUGACAAGAAGACUCUCAGUAGAAGGAGCCUCAGGAAGUCAGUCAUCCGGAACUAACAUCACAAGGCAAUCCCAACCAGCAGACAAACUGCCAAAGAUAGGAGAGCACACACUUACCGAACACCGCUAUAAUCCGACGUACAGCAAUCCAACAGCCGAGGUCCGAAAAUCUGCCAACUCAGCAAAGGGCUCGGAGCUCAAGAAAUCCAACAGUGCCAAGCAGAUGUACAUUGCAACAAUGGGAGAUUCCCCGGAAAACUCAUCCGGAUUUGUGAAAUCUGAGGAGAGGCCGUUUCGCUUGCCACCAAUCCGAGACGGAGGUUCACAGAUUCCUGGUAACUCUGGUAUUUUAUGUUCGGGUCAGUUGGUCGGGAAUGACCUGGAUGAUGGGGAUGGUAGUCUUGCAUGGGAGGUGGAUGUUUCAGAUAUGCUUCCUCACGGAAGAAGCGGAAGAAAACCCGUUCUCACUAGUCAACUCCAACCCAAGGAAACGGAUGAAUCCUAUGAGAAUUUUGUUCCUCCCAAAGUGAUGGCCACUUCAGCCGAGAUUUCCUCCCGAAAAGUACUGGACCAAAAGCGAUGGAACUGUAUCAGUCGACCACAGUACAGCAAGUCGUGCGGAUUGACCUCCCUUGUGUCCUGCUGGAACUUUCUCUUCAGUACUUUGGGCAAUGGAAAUCUAAAUCCUAUCACACAAGAAGAGGCUUUGACAAUUCUGGGAUUUAAGCCUCCAUUUGGAGAGAUUCGCUUUGGACCAUUUACUGGAAAUGCCACACUUUUGAGAUGGUUCAAAAUGCUGAACGACCACUUCAAGGUCAGGGGACGGGCCUACUUCUUGUACAAGACCCAGGGUAAGAACAAGACAUACGGGACGUCCCCCGAGGAGGCCCUGGUCAGCCUGAAGCGCGGCCUCCAGGACACCACAACUGCCUUCAUCUACCACUGCCAGAACCACUACUUCUGUCCAAUGGGGUUCGAGGACACUCCUAUCAAGUGCACAGAGGCCUACGCGGGUGUACUACCUCAGGAGGAUCUAAAUACUUGGAUCCUGAUUGGAGACCCGGCCAGUGGUCACCCAGCCAUACACUGUAAAAGAUGGAUGGAUAUAGUAACAGAUAUUGGGUGUGUCAACCCCGAUUUCCUGGACAUUCGCAGACUGGAAAAAGGCAUGCAGCGGCGGAAAGCCAAGAAAGCAGGCGGAAACUUGCACUGCAUCAUGGCUUUUUCCAAGUGUAAAUUCCAAACCAUAAAGACUUAUCGUACUCAAAUUCCGGUGUUCGGUGGAAAGGCUGGAGGAAAAGAUUCUCGUUUUAAAAUGACAAAUGGAAAUGAUGAAAGUUUAACUGUUUCCCAGAAGGAAGGAAGUGGUGAGCCGGGUGUUCAGACGGUAGAACCUGUUCAGACAUCUGAACAAGAGGUUCAAGGAAAUCCUGGGGUUAAUUUGGAUGGAAGACAGGAGAAUGGGAGGCAGGUUGUUGGUAAGGAGGAGGACUUCGAAGAUGAUGAGGAAGUGGAAGAUCUGGACACAGAAAAUGAAUCUUCAGAAAAUAACUCUUAGCGAUUCAAGAAAUAAAGAUGCCAUAGGCAUCAUUAUUUCUUGAAAGAGGUGGAAUUUUUUGGAUAAAGCAUGCAGCUAGCCAAGGGCACUUUUGAGAAAUAUUUCCUUGUUUGUUUCGUCAGUUUUUAAAGGAAAUAACAAAAGACUCUCAUGGGCAAUGUUUUUUUAUCUUUUUAUAUUAAUUUAUUCAUUUAGUGAAAACAUUUCAACUAUAAAUUGAAUUCUCCACAGAAGGAGAUAGAUGGAGAGUGAUAUUUAUUCAAUAUGCUUCCACUGCUUCUGUGAUGGAUUAUAUAUUAUCAGCUGGGCCAUUUCACAUUGAAAUACAUCUAGAUGGGCUUUUAUCUCAAUAUUAUUUCCUUAAGAAGCAAGAAUUACAUAUAAUUUAUUUUGUCAGUUUAGAUAAGUUUCGAUUUUAUUUUGGACUCUGUGGAAUGGUAAAUAUUCAGUUUCUCAUUCAGGAAAUUUUCUCCAUUUAUCUGGGGAGGAGGAGGGUUGGCUUAAAUACAUUAAUAUUUCAAGAGGAAUCCUAGGCUACCACCCCGCAUGAUUUGAGCAUGAAUGUAGAGUAUAAGUAACUAAAUUGUCAAUUGUCAAAUUCCUUUUUAUCCAAGCCCCCCUCCCCCCCCCCCUCUUUGGGAAUGGUUUUGGUUAGAAAGAUGGACUGAAACAGCUGGUGUUACUAGCUUUGGAAAAUUCGAGGUGAACUAUACAUAUGUACAUUUCUUUUUUAAAAACUCAGAUAAAAAAGAUAUUGUUCCUAUAAAAGACACUCACUGUAAACCAAACAAUUUUAUGCUUGGAUGGUGAACCAUCAUCUUUAAGUUGUUCCCCGAUAAAGAACGUUCAAGCAGCAUUAUAAAAAAAACUUUUAAAGUUUUCACCAAUUAUUGCAAAAGAUUUGUGGCAAAGGUCCUCUAUUUUCCAGAGGUGGUUUGUGUGUGUUAUCAGUUCUGUUAAUGUGAUUUUUUUGUUUGUAUGAAAUUGGAUUUAUCCUACACUUUACCUUUCCGUUGUUUGAUUUUAUUCAUAAAUUAUUCAGACAUGUUUUACAGUGUUAUCGCUUCCAAAGUUUGUUAUUUUUAAUUAAAUAUAUAACAUUUA
Magallana angulata is the source of this 3844-nucleotide messenger RNA. RefSeq lists its product as uncharacterized. The transcript is spliced from 10 exons. Gene Ontology annotation, molecular function: DNA endonuclease activity; single-stranded DNA binding. Lineage: Eukaryota; Metazoa; Mollusca; Bivalvia; Ostreida; Ostreidae. The record is from RefSeq and is a predicted model, not a curated record. Bases 740 to 2740 code for a protein of 666 amino acids. Gene Ontology annotation, cellular component: nucleus. Gene Ontology annotation, biological process: nucleotide-excision repair.